This is a messenger RNA of Varanus komodoensis (Komodo dragon), 1532 nucleotides long. It is a transcript of the gene MRM2, whose product is annotated as mitochondrial rRNA methyltransferase 2. The coding region runs from base 59 to 829 and encodes 256 amino acids. Gene Ontology annotation, cellular component: mitochondrion. Gene Ontology annotation, molecular function: rRNA (uridine-2'-O-ribose)-methyltransferase activity. Gene Ontology annotation, biological process: RNA methylation. NCBI's taxonomy places the organism in Eukaryota, Metazoa, Chordata, Lepidosauria, Squamata, Varanidae. The record is from RefSeq and is a predicted model, not a curated record. The transcript is spliced from 3 exons.
CAGGCGCACCCUGGUCAUGGGUCGGUGAGUAGCUGAAAGUUGUAAGAAAAGAACCGCGAUGGCGAUGGCGGUGAUGAUGAUGGCUCCCAGGUACUGGAAGCUACCGCGUCUUUUACUUCAGUGUCACAGGAUCCACACUGCAGCCCUCCCUCUGGAAAGCAAAACAGGGACAGAGCAUCGCUGGCUGGAACGACAUUUCGAUGACCCAUAUGUGAAAAGAGCCAAACAGCAGAGCUAUCGUUGCCGGAGCGCAUUCAAACUGCUUGAAAUAGAUGACAAACACAGCAUCCUCCGCCCAGGGCUGUGUGUGCUUGACUGUGGUGCAGCCCCUGGUGCUUGGACUCAGGUUGUAGUUCAGAGGGUCAAUGCUGCUGGCUCUGACCCAGGUGCUCCCAAAGGCUUUGUCCUUGGAGUUGACCUGGCUCACAUUGCCCCUUUGGAAGGAGCCGUCUUUUUGCCUCAUGCAGAUAUCAGAGAUCCAAGCGUCCAAAGGAAAAUCCAGGAAAUUCUCCCUAAAGGAAAAGUGGAUGUUCUCUUGAGUGACAUGGCACAGAAUGCAACCGGGAUCCGGGAACUAGACCACGAGAAGCUGAUCCAUCUCUGCUUGACCCUUUUGGAUUUUGCCCCCUCCAUUUUGCGGCCUGGUGGGAACUUGCUUUGCAAAUUCUGGGACGGUGGGCACAGACAUCUUCUCCAAAAGAGACUGAUGCAAGACUUCAAGGAAGUAAGAACUAUAAAGCCUCAAGCUAGUAGGAAAGAAUCCACUGAGACAUAUUUCUUGGCAAAGCUAUUCAGAAUGGGACAUAGCACCCAGAAGACACACAAGUAACUUUGUCCAUGCUCCAUGUGGUCAGUUAAACUGUAGAGAAGCUUUCAGUAACUGCUGCCUGCAAAGGACUUGGGAUGCAAACAGCAAGUUUAAUGGGGGUGACAGUCUGCACACUAAAUUAGAUUUGGAAGAAGCUGACAGAAUUCAGAGAAGACUAGGUACUAUUUAUCAGUUGUUGGUGUUGAUCUGAAAAUUAAAGGCCCAAGUCCCAUACUUUUCUGUUUAGACAGAAAAAAAAUCAUACAGCUCCUGGUAUGGCUGACUGGGAAUGCUGUGAAUUUUCUUUCUAAACAAAACAUGCACAGGAUUGUGUGUUAAGAGUUCACUAGUUCAGUCCAGCCACGUUGGACAAGCUAUGGAUUAUCAGCCAGUCAAUUAAUUAAAACCAGAAAACUGGGAAAUGUGAGUAGGUUUCUUUCCCUCUGUGAGCAGCCUCAAAGAACUUUUUUAAAAAUUGGAAAUCUUGUUUGUACAAAGUAUACCACUUAUCUUUUUAAUUUUAGCCACUGGAUUUAAAUUAAUGUUUUGCUGAAAGGUUUCUUUCCUUAUGUUCUGUACUUCAGAAUGAUUCAUUUUACAGUAGUGUUCUGUUGGCAAUGAAGUAAUGGUAGUUUAUUCUUCUAAGCUGCUUGGAGAUCUUUGGUUAUAGGGAUAUGUAGAAAUUCUCUGAAUAAAUAAAAUUAAAUACAGAGUAUGCUGAUAA